UAAUUUUUGAGUUCCGUUCCUUGUCUUUUGGCUUUAUUAUUUCACUUUACUUUAUUGUUUGUUUAUCUUUUUUCAUAAUUUGUUUUGUCGUGUUUGCAACUUUGCAUUCAGUUUCUUCAAUAGUUCUCCUGUUUGCUUAUGAAUUCUUAAUGCUGUUAUCCGGUUUUCUUGUUCGAAUUUGAAGUGCAAGAAAUCAUUUCCAAAUUGUUUACUCUUUCUUUCAUUAACUAUUUAGUUUUUGGAUAGUGUGGCCUUCUUGGUUAACCGGGUGGAUUCUUGGAGACUUCGCUUGUGGUUUGUGCAAUUUCUGCUUCUUAUGGGAUGUGAUCAUGUGGAACCCUUCAAUGGAUAUUUGUCUCGUAUAUUUGGAAGGGAAAAAAGUUGGUUUAUUUGGGACUUAAUCACGUGGACUUGCAUUUUUGGGUUUUGGACUGGACAAUCGACAAUUUGUCCUGUAACCAUUUAGUCAUUCGCACUGAUUAUGAAACUAUCUGUUGUGAGCUCUACGUGCAUUUCUCUCUCAGUUUUGGGAAUUCUACAUCCAUGAUGGGUAGGAGUUUAAAAUUCUUUUGAAGGUCCAAAGGAAGGGGGAGGGGGUUCAUAAAACUGACAAUGGAGCAAUAUGAAAUUCUAGAGCAGAUAGGCAAAGGUUCCUUUGGUUCAGCUCUUCUUGUGAGGCAAAGACAUGAAAAGAAGAAGUACGUAAUGAAAAAGAUCCGUUUGGCUCGUCAGACUGAUAGAGCCCGCAGGUCUGCCCACCAGGAGAUGGAACUUAUUUCAAAAGUAAGAAAUCCUUUCAUUGUGGAGUACAAGGAUUCAUGGGUAGAAAAGGGAUGCUAUGUCUGCAUUAUCAUAGGGUACUGUGAAGGUGGAGAUAUGGCAGAAGCUAUAAAAAAGGCUAAUGGUGUUCAUUUUCCUGAGGAGAGACUUUGCAAGUGGCUUGUUCAACUACUAAUGGCACUGGAUUACUUGCAUGCCAACCAUAUACUUCAUCGUGAUGUCAAAUGUUCAAAUAUAUUUUUGACAAGAGAUCAAGACAUACGCCUAGGUGAUUUUGGUCUUGCUAAAAUGUUAACUUCUGAUGACUUUGCUUCUUCUGUUGUUGGAACCCCCAGUUACAUGUGCCCUGAGCUUCUUGCUGAUAUACCUUAUGGUUCCAAGUCAGAUAUUUGGUCUUUGGGAUGCUGCAUGUAUGAAAUGGCUAAUCACAAGCCAGCAUUUAAAGCUUUUGAUAUGCAAGCAUUGAUAAACAAAAUAAAUAAGUCUAUAGUAACUCCUCUUCCUACUGUGUACUCUGGAGCACUCCGAGGGAUUAUUAAAAGCAUGCUGCGGAAGAAUCCAGAAGUUAGACCAAGUGCUGCAGAGUUGCUCAGUCAUCCUCAUCUUCAACCUCAUGUUCUCAAGAUUCAUCUAAAAUUGAAUAGCGCCAGGCAGAAUACUUUCCCUGUCCAUUGUGUUGAAUCCAACUUUGUCGAGAAAACUAGAUUCAUAGAGUCAGAAGCUGUCCCCAUUGUUACUGACAGAGAGAAAAGGCGAUCAUUCAGCAAUGACUGCACCUUGAAUCCUAGUAUAUCUGAAACUGAGCUAAACUCUGCAGAUUCUUCACAAAGAGCAGAGCAAUUUCCAAGCUAUUUGAAUCAACAGUAUAAAGAAAUAUCUGUUGGUGUUGUCCGUGAAGAGAUUAAUAUUAACAAAGCAGUUCCCUCGAAAUUUUCAGUGGCUGUCAAAACCCCAAGAGUGACACCAGCUAAAGUUUCUGGUACUCCAAAGAGAAUAACCCUACCAUUAAAGAUACCCCAUAUUGGUUCCAAACGUGAUUCGCUUCCAGCGUCAUGUACUCCAGGAAGCAAAUCUUCUCAUCCUACACGCAGAGCAUCUCUUCCAUUCCCAAUGAAAGCUCCAAACUUAGCUACCCCUUAUAGGGCUAACAUUGGCCUUCUGCCUAAUGUGGUGUCUCCAGAUGUUUCUGUUAAUGCUCCAAGAAUUGACAAGAUUGCUGAAUUCCCAUUGGCUUCUUCUGAGGAUCCUUGCAUUCCCAUCCUUGGAACAUCAUCAACUUCAGCACAAUGCUCUUCAUCUCCAGGCAGUGCUGACUGUUCAAUCACGAAAGACAAGUGUACAGUCCAGGUUUUGGACAGAGCUGUUACCAAGAUUCAUUUAACUGAUACCAGCCUUGAAGUUGCACAAACUGGAAGUGAAUGCUCAGAGCAUAAUCCAACUACUGCUGUUUCAAGCCGAUCUUCAGAGUCACGACACCGCCGGUUUGACACCUCGUCGUACCAACAGCGUGCAGAAGCAUUAGAAGGUUUGCUCGAGUUUAGUGCACAGCUCUUGCAACAGAAACGGUUCGAAGAGCUUGGAGUGCUGUUGAAGCCAUUUGGACCUGAGAAUGUUUCUCCUAGAGAAACUGCCAUUUGGCUGGCAAAGAGCUUCAAAGAGACUUCAGUCUAGAAUGCCUAUCACAUGGUUGUUGCUGCUUGUACAUUGACAAAUAAAUUUUUCUAGGAGAAAAUUAGGGCGUGUCUUCACACUCGAAGACACUUAGAGGUUGUAUUCUGAGAGGCUGUUUCAACUUGAAAAGUUAUAUGAAAUGGAAAUUUCCUGGAA
Hevea brasiliensis (rubber tree) is the source of this 2607-nucleotide messenger RNA. RefSeq names its product serine/threonine-protein kinase Nek2. NCBI's taxonomy places the organism in Eukaryota, Viridiplantae, Streptophyta, Magnoliopsida, Malpighiales, Euphorbiaceae. The record is from RefSeq and is a predicted model, not a curated record. The coding region runs from base 613 to 2451 and encodes 612 amino acids. The transcript is spliced from 15 exons. Gene Ontology annotation, biological process: protein phosphorylation. Gene Ontology annotation, molecular function: protein kinase activity; ATP binding.